GUGAAGAUUGGGAUGAAGAAAUCCAAAUUACAAGGGUAGCCCUGCCCAGCUGUAACAGUCGAACCUCAAUUCAUUCCUUCUAUGUUGUUGCCUCUCUUCUUCUGUCGUCUUCUUCCCCUCACUCUUUCAACUUUCACGUAACACCACACCCUUCUUUUCUUACUCUUACUCUUAUGCUUUUCACCUUCUUCACUUCACUACCCUUUACCCUUCUCUGUGACACACACUCUUUCUGCUCCACGUUUCCAAUGGCUUCAUGUAGUAUAGGGACCCCAAAUAUUAAAGUAUUGAACUUGCACUUUGGUGGAAAAAAAGUUGGUCUCUCACGACAAUUUGGUACAAGAAGCUGGAUCAGUAGGCUGCAGUAUACUAGUUUGGUUAUGUCACGACAGACAGUUAGGUUUUUAGCAUCAUCCAAUGGCCCAUCGACAGAGAUCCAAUUUGCUGCAAGGUCAGAAGGUUCUGAAGAGAUUAGAUCUUCAUGUCUUACAAGUGAGCUUAUUCCUAAUAUUAAUGAGGUGGAGUUCCUGCUCACAAAAUUAUGCGACACAAGUUCAAUUGGGGAGUUAGAUUUAAAACUUGCUGGAUUUCACCUGCAUGUAGUGAGGGAUUUGACUGAAAAAACUAAAACUCUACCUCCUCUGAUUCCUGCUUCUGUAAGUAUAAUUAAUGUCACAGAAACACCUAAAACAAAUGGAUCAGUUCCUACAACUUCGUUGGCUGUCUCAAAGCCAGUAGAUCCAGUACCUUCUUCAGGGUCCAUCCAGAGAUUCCUAGACAAAGCUGCUGAUGAAGGCUUGGUAAUAAUUCAGUCUCCAAAGGUGGGUUUCUUUAGGAGAUCACGGACGAUAAAGGGGAAGCGUGCUCCACCAUCAUGUAAAGAGAAGCAAAAUGUUGAGGAGGGGCAAGUGAUUUGUUAUAUUGAACAGCUUGGUGGUGAGCUGCCAAUUGAGUCCGAUGUGUCGGGAGAGGUCAUCAAGAUACUACGACAGGAUGGCGACCCUGUUGGAUAUGGUGAUGCACUUGUUGCAAUAUUGCCAUCAUUUCCUGGAAUAAAGAAGCUUCAAUAACUCGAAUUUAUGGAAAAGAGACAUUCUUGCCAGCCAUGCAGUAAUUGAGUCAUACAUAUAUUUCAUUAUUUUUGAGUUCCCGUGGUCCAUAGGUUAUUUGUUUUUAGUAUUAGUUUUGCGUAGCAAAGACAAAUUUGUUUUCUCAUACUUUCCUGUUCUGUUUGUGUUGGUGUUGUCACGCUCACUUGGCACUGUUUGCAAAUAGCCGCCUAUUCAAGACACAUGACUAGGAACAAGUGAUUUUCUUAAAAAAUAAAUAAACACUGAUUGAUGAUGUGUCA
Glycine soja is the source of this 1351-nucleotide messenger RNA. Its product is annotated as biotin carboxyl carrier protein of acetyl-CoA carboxylase-like. The transcript has 9 exons. The record is from RefSeq and is a predicted model, not a curated record. The coding region runs from base 174 to 1070 and encodes 298 amino acids. Lineage: Eukaryota; Viridiplantae; Streptophyta; Magnoliopsida; Fabales; Fabaceae.